AUGUGUAGUACUAGAGCAAUUGUAACCGCUGAUAGUACGGAGAAAGUAGUAGCAUACAGCUACACAAGUGAAGAUUCGUUCUCUCCAAUUUUCACUUUCACGUUGCAGAAUGUAUGUAUAGAAGUCGCUUCCUUGAGUACGAAUCACUAUGGAGGUGGUGAUGCUCUCUUCGGACAACAUUUGAACAGUAGCACUGGCUCAGAAGUCUUUUUGGGUUACACUGACUCACUAAUCAGAGAUGAUUCUCAACUCGAUGAUUUUGCAUUUGCUGAAACAUCAACUUUGUCACUGUCAAUGAAGUCUGUUUCUUGUGAGGACUUGGAAGGUGUAGGAUCUUUUAAUACGACAUGCUUGCUAAGCUCAACUCAUUACUUGAAAUCUGAUAUUCUUAUAUAUGGUCUUGGAAACCUGGAGAUACUUUCCCAUGUUUCACUUUUAUGUCCUAUUGAUGGGUGCAUGAUAACAGUCAAUGUGUCUGGUAACAUUAAACUUGGUCAAAAUGCAUCCAUUGUUGCUGGUUCUGUUAUUUUAUCAGCUGCUAAUGUGACUAUGGACUACAAGUCUUCUAUAAACUCAUCAUCUUUGGGUGGGCCGCCACCUUCCCAAACUAGUGGCACACCAGUUGAUAAUGUAGGAUCUGGUGGUGGGCACGGAGGGCGUGGUGCAUCUUGUUUAAAAAACGAUAAGUCAAACUGGGGUGGUGAUGUUUAUUCAUGGUCUACGUUGUCUCAACCGAAGAGUUACGGGAGCAAAGGUGGUGGAAAAUCUACUGAAAAACAAAAUGGAGGGAAUGGCGGGGGACAUAUUGAGCUUUUAGUGAAGGACACUCUAUAUGUAAAUGGGUCUGUUACUGCAGAGGGAGGAGAUGGAGGGUAUGAUGGGGGAGGUGGUUCUGGUGGAAGUAUUUUAGUAUAUGCCGUAAAAUUGAAGGGAUAUGGUACUAUCAGUGCUGCUGGUGGGAUGGGAUGGGGUGGAGGCGGUGGAGGGAGAAUAUCACUUGACUGUUACAGCAUACAAGAAGAUUUAAAAAUUACUGUCCAUGGUGGUUCGAGUAUUGGUUGUACUGGCAAUUCUGGAGCAGCUGGAACGUAUUUCAAUGCAAAUUUACUAAGUUUGAGAGUCAGUAAUGACAAUGUGUCAACAGAAACAGAGACUCCUUUGCUUGACUUCUCAACCAGCCCUUUAUGGUCAAAUGUUUAUGUGGAAAAUAAUGCAAAAGUUUUGGUUCCACUUGUUUGGUCCAGAGUUCAGGUAAGAGGCCAAAUUAGUGUAUAUAAUGGAGGGAGCUUAAUUUUUGGGCUGUCUGAUUUUCCAAUUUCUGAAUUUGAGCUUGUUGCUGAAGAGCUUUUGUUGAGUGAUUCUAUCAUAAAGGUUUUUGGGGCAUUUAGAGUUGCUGUUAAAAUGCUACUCAUGUGGAACUCCACAAUACAAAUUGAUGGUAGUAAAAGUACUGUUGUGUCUGCUUCAGUACUUGAAGUGAGAAAUAUGGCCGUCCUAAGGCAAAGUUCCGUCAUUAGUUCAAAUACAAACUUGGGCUUAUAUGGUCAGGGACUGCUACAGUUGACUGGUGAUGGGGAUGCAAUUAAAGGCCAGCGACUAUCCUUGUCUCUCUUCUAUAACGUAACUGUUGGUCCAGGUUCUUUACUUCAAGCACCUUUGGAUGAUGAUGAUAGUAGAGGCACGGUGACUAAACAUCUUUGUGACGCACAGAGAUGCCCAAUAGAUUUGAUAACUCCACCUGACGACUGUCAUGUUAAUUAUACACUAUCCUUCUCACUUCAAAUUUGUCGUGUUGAGGAUCUUAGUGUAAAUGGCAUUAUGAAAGGAAGCAUAAUUCAUAUUCACAGGGCAAGAACCGUGGUUGUUGAUACUGACGGUGUGAUUACAGCCUCUGAAUUAGGUUGCACUGAAGGCAUAGGUAAAGGGAACUUUUUAAAUGGGGCUGGCGGCGGUGCUGGGCAUGGUGGAAAAGGAGGGUCUGGAUAUUUCAAAGGGAGAAUGAGUAUUGGUGGUAAUGAAUAUGGAAAUGCUAUUCUUCCAUGUGAGUUGGGAAGUGGAACUAAGGGCCCUAAUGAGUCAUAUGGGCAUGUUGUUGGAGGAGGGAUGAUUGUGAUGGGAUCCAUUCAGUGGCCACUUAUGAGGCUUGACCUUUAUGGAUCCUUGAGGGCAGAUGGUGAAAGCUUUAGCAAAGCAAUAACAAGCAGUGAUGGCUCAUUGGUUGGUGGUCUUGGUGGAGGUUCUGGUGGAACAGUCCUUCUUUUCCUUCAAGAAUUCAGGCUUAUGGAGAGUUCCUCUUUAUCUAUUGUUGGGGGUAAUGGUGGAUCCCUCGGUGGUGGUGGUGGUGGAGGAGGUCGAGUUCAUUUCCAUUGGUCAAAGAUUGGUAUGGGGGAAGAAUAUGUUCCUGUUGCAAGUAUUAGUGGCACCAUGAACUAUAGUGGCGGUGCCGGGGACGAUGGUGGUUUUCAUGGACAAGAGGGUACCAUAACUGGGAAAGCAUGUCCUAAAGGCCUGUAUGGAAUCUUCUGCAAGGAAUGUCCUGUUGGUACUUACAAAGAUGUCGACGGUUCUGAUGCACAUCUUUGCAUUCCUUGUCCUCUCGAUCUUCUUCCAAAUCGUGCAAAUUUCAUAUAUAAACGAGGGGGAGUUACAAAGCGCUCUUGUCCAUAUAAAUGUCUAUCAGAUAAUACUUUGAGAAUCAAGUUGAUUGGUUCUGGUAAAUAUCAUAGUUCAAGUUCAAUUGAACACCAUAAUCGUCAGAGUUUUCCACAUCUCCUUUCUCUUUCUGAGGUGCGUGGAGCCAAAGCUGAAGAAACUCAAACUCAUGUACACAGAAUGUACUUUAUGGGUCCUAAUACUUUCAGAGAACCCUGGCAUCUUCCUUACUCGCCUCCCCAUGCUAUAAUUGAAAUUGUGUAUGAGGAUGCUUUUAAUAGAUUUAUUGAUGAAAUCAAUUCUGUUGCUGCUUAUGAUUGGUGGGAAGGAUCGGUGCACAGUAUACUUUCAGUUGUGGCAUAUCCUUGUGCUUGGUCUUGGAAGCAUUGGCGACAAAGAGUCAAAAUUGGUCGCCUUCAGGAAUAUGUCAAGUCUGAAUACGACCAUUCUUGUCUGCGCUCCUGUCGUUCCCGUGCUUUGUAUAAAGGGAUGAAGGUUGGGGCAACUCCAGAUUUAAUGGUAGCAUUCAUCGAUUUUUUCCUUGGCGGUGAUGAGAAAAGAUUAGACAUUGUAUCAAUUAUACAGAAGAGAUUUCCCAUGUGCAUAAUUUUUGGUGGGGAUGGAAACUAUAUGACGCCUUACAAUCUUCACAGUGAUACACUGUUGACAAACCUCCUUGGCCAGCAUGUCCCAGCAACUGUUUGGAAUCGGUUGGAAUCUGGAUUAAAUGCUCAUUUACGGACAGUGAGGCAUGGUUCAAUUCGCACUGCACUAGGUCCUGUUAUUGAUUGGAUAAAUAGUCAUGCAAACCCCCAACUUGAGUUCCACGGAGUUAAAGUUGAGCUUGGAUGGUUCCAAGCAACAGCUUCUGGUUACUAUCAGCUGGGCGUUGUGGUAACAGUUGGAGAAUAUUCUAUUCAUGAUUUGCACCAGUCUGAUACAUGGGUUGGUACCGAUGAAGCUAUGAGGAAAAAUGUGGCACAUGGAAGAAAGAAUCUUCAGCAACUACAACAUAAUUGGCCAUACAUGGGAAAUUCCUUAUCUCUUAAAAGAAUAACUGGAGGUAUUAAUGGUGGCCUGAUAAACGAUGCUACCUUAAGAUCAUUGGACUUCAAAAGAGACUAUCUAUUCCCACUUUCUCUCCUGUUGUGCAACACUAGACCUGUUGGUCGUCAGGAUACUGUGCAGCUGCUGAUUUCUUUGAUGCUUUUAGCUGAUCUUUCUGUCACUCUCCUCAUGUUGCUUCAGUUCUACUGGAUUUCUCUUGCAGCUUUUCUUUCUGUUUUAUUAAUCCUCCCUCUUUCUCUACUGUCUCCAUUUCCUGCUGGUUUGAAUGCUUUAUUCAGUAAAGAACCUAGAAGAGCAUCACUUUCUCGAGUUUAUGCACUGUGGAAUGCUACUUCUCUGUCUAAUAUUGGAGUGGCAUUUAUUUGUUGCCUCCUUCAUUAUACAUUAUCCCAUAUUCACUCCCCUGAUGAGGCAAGUACACGGAAUGUUAAGAGGGAAGACGAUAAAUGUUGGCUUUUGCCCAUCAUCCUUUUUUUAUUCAAGUCGGUACAAGCCCGUUUUGUCAAUUGGCAUAUAGCGAAUAUGGAAAUCCAGGAUUUUUCUCUAUUUUGUCCUGAUCCAGAUGCCUUUUGGGCUCAUGAAUCUGGUUUAUAA
Messenger RNA from Vicia faba (fava bean), 4314 nucleotides. The record is from the annotation of a GenBank genome assembly. Lineage: Eukaryota; Viridiplantae; Streptophyta; Magnoliopsida; Fabales; Fabaceae.